Molecule: messenger RNA, 609 nt
Organism: Cutaneotrichosporon oleaginosum
Lineage: Eukaryota; Fungi; Basidiomycota; Tremellomycetes; Trichosporonales; Trichosporonaceae
Source: RefSeq, a predicted model, not a curated record
CGCAGCGUUCGUCUUGCACAGUUAGUUUGCGUAUAUUCAAGGCUCGCCGGUCGGUCCCUCUUGUUCGCAACUGUCCACCCAGCCUGGAAGGCUGAAUAUCAGUGUUCGGAAUGGGAGACACAUGUUGCAGGGGCUGAAGUGGCCUCUUCGGGGCCUUGUCCUGUUCUGGCCGACGUCAAGCAGACGUCUAAGUCGGAGCUCAACUUGGGCGUCCCUCCUCACGUCUUUUCGUUUUUCCUUGCGAGGACGGAACCGCAAAAUUGUGCUGACCACACAUAGCGACCUCAGCCAUUUUCGCCGUAUGGAGAGGCGCUAUAAUGCCCAUUCUCAAGACAGCAACAUGCGUACUCGCAUAGUCGCUCUCCCAGCCGGGAAGAGACUACAUGAGGCUUUGGAGCUAAACAUCAGGGAGACGUGGGGCAGAUAUGACUGAGGCUUGCCGCAUUGGAGGUUGCUGUCCAUGCCGAGACAAUUCGCGGUGAAAACGCUUCAGAUCUGGAACAUAAGGUAGGGACCCGCCUGAAUGUCGUCAGCGAGCGCCAUCGACGCGUCCUACUCUUUUCCUCACGCGGCGGCUUGAUCUCUGCAACCAGUCCGCAAGCGCCGGAA